AUGAACGGGCUCAGCGACCCGCCUCUUUUUAUAAAAGACAUUAAGCCCGGACUGAAAAACUUAAAUGUCGUCUUUAUUGUCCUGGAGAUAGGACGCGUGACCAAAACCAAAGACGGCCACGAGGUGAGGUCCUGCAAAGUGGCCGACAAGACGGGCAGCAUCACCAUCUCCGUGUGGGACGAGAUCGGCGGCCUCAUCCAGCCCGGGGACAUCAUCCGGUUGACCCGCGGGUAUGCAUCCAUGUGGAAAGGGUGUCUGACGCUUUAUACUGGAAGAGGCGGAGAACUUCAGAAAAUCGGGGAGUUUUGUAUGGUUUAUUCAGAAGUGCCAAAUUUCAGUGAACCCAAUCCAGACUACCGAGGACAACCAAACAAAGGGGUACCUAGUGAACAGAAGAAUAAUUCCAUGAAUGGUAAUAUGGGUACAGGUACAUUUGGAUCAAUGGGAAAUGGGGUUCAGCCCAGCCCAGAACCACGGGGAUGCCAGUUUUCCUUUGCUGGUAGAAGCAAUGGCCGGGGGACUGGGAGCCAGCAGCCAGCUGGAGCAGCUGGUAAUCAGACAGGCACGGCCACAAUGAGUAAUGGCAGGGACCCUCGGAGAGCCUUGAAAAGAUGA
Messenger RNA from Pipistrellus nathusii (Nathusius's pipistrelle), 615 nucleotides. The record is from the annotation of a GenBank genome assembly. Lineage: Eukaryota; Metazoa; Chordata; Mammalia; Chiroptera; Vespertilionidae.